Emiliania huxleyi CCMP1516 is the source of this 1035-nucleotide messenger RNA. RefSeq names its product putative serine O-acetyltransferase. Bases 1 to 1035 code for a protein of 344 amino acids. The transcript is spliced from 4 exons. Gene Ontology annotation, molecular function: L-serine O-acetyltransferase activity. Gene Ontology annotation, cellular component: cytoplasm; cytosol. Lineage: Eukaryota; Haptophyta; Isochrysidales; Noelaerhabdaceae. The record is from RefSeq and is a predicted model, not a curated record.
AUGCUACGAUUUAGCCGGCGAACACCCCUGCCUGCGGCGCGACGUGCGUGCUCGCUGCGGCUCCGCCGCUGCAUCAGCAGCACGUCCAGCCUGCAGACCACUAUCGACACGCAGAGCACCUGGAGCAAGCUCCAGAGCGAGGCGCGCGAGGCAAUUGCCUCGAGCGUCAAGCGCGGCUAUGGCCUGCGAGACCUGAUAGAGCAGCGAGUGCUCUCGCACGGGUCGCUCGCGGACGGGCUGAGCGCAACGAUCGGCGCCAAGCUCGAAGACGGCGCCACUGGUCUGGACUACGCCGCCAUGUGCUCCGCCGCUUACGCCGCCGAUGCCAGCAUCGUCGACGCAGCCGCAGCGGACCUCGAGCGCGCAUCCCUGUACCACGCUCUGGCCACCUGUGUCUCAUCAGCCGUCGUUGGAGAGGCGCUGACUGUGGUGCCCGACGCCGCCUUCGCAGGCUUCCUGCGGAUCUACCUCUUCUUCAAGGGGUUCCACUCGGUGCAGUGCGCCCGCGUGGCCCACUUUUGGUGGAACCAGCCCAACGGCAGCGGCCGGUGGAUCGCGCUCGCACUCCAGAGCGAGAUGUCGGACGCGUUUGGCGUCGACAUCCACCCGGCUGCCAGGUGGGGCCGAGGCAUCACUAUGGACCACGGGACCGGCUGCGUCAUCGGCGAGACGGCCGUGAUCGGCGAUAACGUCUACAUCAUGCACGACGUCACCCUCGGCGCGACGGGCGCCUCGCUCCACCACGCCCGCCGCACAGAGAUGGCCGGGAUGGGCACCUCGCUCGACCACGACCGCCACCCAAAGAUCGGGCGCGGCGCCUUCCUCGCCUGCAAGUCGACCGUCCUCGGAAACAUCCAGGUCGGCGCGGGCGCCACUGCUCUCGUCAACAAACCGGUGCCGGCCGGCUACACGGCGGUGGGGUCGCCGGCGAGAAUGCUGCCGCCCAAGCCCAACCAAACCAAGGCGGCGCCCUCUGGGGCCCCGCUGCCGCUCGACACGUCCUACGUGGUCUUUGGUCAGGGCAUGGGCAUCUGA